This is a messenger RNA of Spea bombifrons (plains spadefoot toad), 3426 nucleotides long. RefSeq names its product scavenger receptor class F member 2 (gene SCARF2). Gene Ontology annotation, molecular function: scavenger receptor activity. The record is from RefSeq and is a predicted model, not a curated record. Lineage: Eukaryota; Metazoa; Chordata; Amphibia; Anura; Pelobatidae. The coding region runs from base 93 to 3092 and encodes 999 amino acids. The transcript has 11 exons.
CCACCUCCUGUUGGAAUCUGGGGGAGAUUAAAACUUUCUGGAGUUUGUUUUAGUGUUUUUGUUUUCCUUGCGAGGAGCUUGUUUUUUUGGGGAUGCGGAUGAGGCAGUCGGCUUCUCUGGAUCGAAUGGGGAUGAGGAGAACAGGAAAGUUUGUGGAAAUGGCAAGAAAAAGUACUUUUCAACAUCUGGAGGGGAGAAUGACACACUUGGCCCAUAGCUGUUUUGUGGUGCUUUUAGUGCUUUGUGUGAGCUGUGGAAGUGCCCAGGACCUGAAUCCCAGAGGAAGGAAUGUAUGCAAAUCACCAGGCUCAUCAAGUUUUGUAUGCUGUCCAGGAUGGAAACAGCAGGGGGAGGAAUGCUUAGUUGCUAUAUGUGAAGGCAACUUUACGUGUAAGGAAAAUGAAGUCUGCGUUCGUCCCAAUGAAUGUCGAUGUCGGCAUGGAUACUUUGGUGCAAAUUGUGAAACAAAAUGCCCUAAACAGUUUUGGGGUCCAGACUGCAAAGAAAAGUGUGCCUGUCAUCCUAAUGGCCAUUGUGAUGAUGUUGUUGGCCAAUGCACUUGCAAUGCAAACCGCUGGGGACCCAACUGUGAAAAUGCAUGUCUCUGCAAACAUGGCAAAUGUGACCAGGACACUGGGAAAUGUACCUGUGAACCCAACUGGUGGGGUCCUCAAUGUUCAAAUGGCUGUUACUGCAGCACCAACUCACAGUGCGACCAGGCCACUGGCCGGUGUAUUUGUCAGCCUGGAUGGUGGGCCCGAAGCUGUAACAACCAGUGUUCAUGCAACAAUUCACCCUGUGAACAAAUGACUGGCCGUUGUCUUUGUCGAGAGAGGUUAUGGGGACCUCGCUGCGAUAGAGUUUGCCAGUGUUUCAAAGGAAAGUGCAACCAAGCUGAUGGAACUUGUACAUGUGAGCCGGGUUACAGGGGCAAAUAUUGUAGAGAGCCCUGUCCUGCAGGACUCUAUGGACAGGGUUGUAGAAGACGAUGUGGCCAGUGUAAGGAACAGCAGCCUUGCACAAUUGCAGAAGGACGAUGUAUUGCUUGUGAACCUGGAUGGAAUGGAACUAAGUGUGACCAAGUGUGCUCACAUGGUUUUUAUGGAGAAGCUUGUGAGAAAGUGUGUCCACCAUGCAAAGAUGGACACACCUGCAACCACAUUAAUGGGAAGUGCUCUCAUUGCAACGCUGGCUGGAUAGGCGAUCGGUGUGAGACAAAGUGUCGCAAUGGUACAUAUGGAGAGAACUGUGCGUUUGUUUGCACCGACUGCUAUAAUGGUGAAUGCCAUUUUGAGACUGGGAAGUGUCUCUGCAGUGCAGGUUCCUACGGACCAUACUGCAACAUGACAUGUCCUCCUGGCCAGUUUGGCGUUAACUGUGACGAGUAUUGCAGCUGUCACGAUAACAAGUGUGAUCCAGUCAGUGGUGCCUGCUAUAUGGAAGCAAAUCAGCGCAUGGGUGUAAUAGGAGCUGGAGCUCUCGUGGCCUUACUUCUUGUUCUUCUUCUAUCCUUACUUUGUUGCUGCUGUGUUUGCCGCAAGAAAGAUGACUCACCUGAAGGAGCACAAGACCAAAUAAAUAAGAAAACUCCCCGACGUUUUUGUGGACGGUUUAGCAGAAUCAGCACUAAGUUGCCUCGAAUUCCUUUGCGCAGACAGAAGCUGCCAAAAGUUGUGGUGGCCCAUCAUGACAUGGAGAAUACAUUUAACUGCAGCUUCAUUGAGCCUCCAUCUGCUACAGAACAGCCAUCUCCAUCAUGGUCUUCUCGUGGUUCCUUCUCAUCAUUUGAUACAACUGACGAUGGCCCAGUUUAUUGUGUACCACAUGAAGAAUCUGUGACAGAUUGUAAAGAGAAAGGAAAUGCAAGUGCUCUUGAAAAGAUGAGUCAUCCAAUUAAUGAAGAGGAAGCUGGGGAAUACACAUACUUAAAAGAGUCGGGGUCACCUAAAUCAUUUCAAGUUGACAACAGUGAAACCCCAUUGUUGAAAUCCUCAGAUAGUGAAAGGUCAUCAUGUGGCUCUGGGUCAACUGGGGGUGCUCUUUAUGCGAAAGUUGCGAGAUUGUCCAAGCAGUCUAAGGAUGAAGAUGAUACAUUGUUGGAUAAUAAAAGUGCUACAAUUAGUGGGAAACCUCCAUCUCCAGAAAGAAUAAAACCGCCUCCACCUGAUCCAUCUACUAAGCCUAAAGUUUCCUGGAUUCAUGGGAAGUAUAAUGCAAACCAGUCCAACUCUUUACCAACUUCCAGUAGGCCUAAUGACAAGACAACUGGCCAAUGUGAACAAUCAGAGCUGAGUCAAAGUACUAAAGAUCAUCACAGAAAAAGAACCCCUAGUGACACAUGCCCUGCUGGCCAUGGCAAAAAGGAAGAUAAGAUUAUUUUAAGAAAUAAGGAAAAAGGACACAAGCAAACCAAGGAUGGAAGUGCUACAGAUUCCAGGUCAUCUGAAGAACCCCAAUCUCCAUCCAAAACAAAACAUAGGAACAAAUCAAGUCAUGAUAACAUAGAAAACAUUAAUGGGACAGUUCAGAAUGCUUUAAAAAAGAUAGGGAACCUUCAUAUUGACAAAAAGAGUGCUGAUGUAAAAGAGGUUCCAAAAAGCCCUGAUCAUAGCAAGUCUCGCGCUGAAGUUUUUCACCCACAUUUGUCAUCUGAGGCCGCUUCACAACUAGCUGCGCAGCUAAAAGAAAAAACUCAGAGUCUCAACAGGAUUGAGAGCAGCACCACUCAAAAUGGUGUUGGGCUGCUGAAAGCACAGAAAGAUAAACCAACUCCUCCCCAAAAAGCCAAGCGAUCUACAGCUAGCAUAAACCAAAAAUCCAGUAAGCCUGUUCUUCCAACAUCAACUAAUUUACAAAAAAUGAUUAGCCCUGUUUCAGAGACAGUCCCCACCAAUGCAAACACUAUUGAAAAACAAAACUCAAACAGUAACCAGGAACAGGUUACAAGUGUAAAGCAGGAGGCGGUAGAACCAACAAUUAAAAAAACACCCAUUAAGAAGCCUCCUCGUAAGAAAAGCAAAGAUGCCACUUUGGACUCUGAUGGAAAAUCUCAGCCGAAAAUGGCAAUUAUGCCCCCUCAAUCUGUUAAAUAAUCGUAGCAGAUUUGCACAUCUGUGUUAUUGCUGAAAAGGGCAUUACGUUGGAUUCAGAUGACUUCUGCAAUAUACAUUGAUGUAUUUUGCUUUAGCCAUGCCGUGAGCCAAAUAACUGAAUAUUGUCCUUUAAAAUAUUCAUUGACAAUGGGACAUGGAAACCAACUUUUUAGAAUUCAGUGUGCAGAGACAAGAGGGAUCGGUCACUGGACUGAUGGCCUCUCUCCAUUAAUUUAACUAGGAGUAGAUAACCAUCUACUUGGGAAUCAUCAUUUCUAUGGAAAUCUGGACAAUGCUGAGAGAGGAAAUAUUAGGAGCAUUAGAACUUCUACAA